Physeter macrocephalus (sperm whale) is the source of this 2287-nucleotide messenger RNA. It is a transcript of the gene TBP, whose product is annotated as TATA-box binding protein. The record is from RefSeq and is a predicted model, not a curated record. Gene Ontology annotation, biological process: DNA-templated transcription initiation. The transcript has 10 exons. Gene Ontology annotation, molecular function: DNA binding; RNA polymerase II general transcription initiation factor activity. NCBI's taxonomy places the organism in Eukaryota, Metazoa, Chordata, Mammalia, Artiodactyla, Physeteridae.
ACCUUACAAAGAAAUUGGCAAAACUAUGGAGCAACGGAAGCUCGAAGACUCUAUUGGAGCGUAAAUUGGUACAGCCAUAUUUCGAACAGGGAUUGGCAUUACUCGGCAUAGUUGAAAAUACACACGCAUCAUGACCCAGCAGUUUCACGCCGAGGGUGGCCUCCCCCGGAAGUCAGAAGAGCUCCGCCCCGCCCCUUGUUUCUCUUAAGCCGAAUACCCAGCAAAUCACAGGAAGUGACGCAACGCCCACACUUCCCAUGGCCCGCGCUCCAGGGUGGGCAGCCGGCCGAAGCCGAGGGCGGAACUGACGGAAGUGACGUUAACAACGCGCGCCGGGAGUUCUGUAGGGUCGGGAAGGGUCGCCGUAGCGGGCGCCUUGGCCGUUUGCGGCUUAACUUCGUUUUCGCCGACCGAUAGUUAUCUCUGCAGUGACUCCAGAUGCUGUUCUUGAGGUGUUAAUCAGUCCUGUUUGAAUCGGUCAGUUCUCACAGCAACGCUGAGCACGGUAGGAGUCCAUCUGAACUAAACAAUAAAAGCAGCAUCACUGUUUCCUGGUGUGCAUGAAGAUAACCCAGAGAGCUGAGGACGUCGCUGAGAGUGUGCUGGGGAUGCUCUAGGAAGAGGCUGAAUGCUGAGGUGAUUCCCAGUCCAAAGGGUUUUGAUUUGCCAAGAAGAGAGUGAACCUCAUGGAUCAGAACAACAGCCUCCCACCUUAUGCCCAGGGCCUGGCCUCCCCUCAGGGCGCCAUGACUCCUGGAAUCCCUAUCUUUAGUCCGAUGAUGCCGUACGGCACGGGACUGACCCCACAGCCCGUUCAGGGCACCAACAGCCUGUCUGUUUUGGAGGAGCAGCAAAGGCAGCAGCAGCAGCAGCAGCAGCAACAACAACAGCAGCAACAACAGCAGCAGCAGCAGCAGCAGCAGCAGCAGCAGGUGGCAGCGGCGGCCGUGCAGCAGCCGACGCCCCAGCAGGCAGCCCAGGGGGCGCCCGGCCAGACACCACAGCUUUUCCACUCGCAGACUCUUACGACCGCGCCCUUGCCGGGCGCCACGCCCCUGUACCCCUCCCCCAUGACCCCCAUGACCCCCAUUACCCCUGCCACGCCAGCCUCGGAGAGCUCCGGGAUUGUGCCGCAGCUGCAGUGACUGCAAAAUAUUGUAUCCACAGUGAAUCUUGGUUGUAAACUUGACCUAAAGACCAUUGCACUUCGUGCCCGGAAUGCUGAAUAUAAUCCCAAGCGGUUUGCUGCUGUAAUCAUGAGAAUAAGAGAGCCCCGGACCACUGCACUGAUAUUCAGUUCUGGGAAGAUGGUGUGCACAGGAGCCAAGAGUGAAGAACAGUCCAGACUAGCAGCAAGAAAAUACGCCAGGGUUGUACAGAAGUUGGGUUUUCCAGCUAAGUUCUUGGACUUCAAGAUUCAGAACAUGGUGGGGAGCUGCGACGUGAAGUUCCCUAUAAGGUUAGAAGGCCUUGUGCUUACCCACCAACAGUUCAGUAGUUAUGAGCCAGAGUUAUUUCCUGGUUUAAUCUACAGAAUGAUCAAACCGAGAAUUGUUCUCCUUAUUUUUGUUUCUGGAAAAGUUGUAUUAACAGGUGCUAAAGUCAGAGCAGAAAUUUAUGAAGCCUUUGAGAACAUCUACCCUAUUCUAAAGGGUUUCAGGAAGACAACGUAAUGGCUGUCAUGUACUCCUGCCUCCCCCACCCACUUGUUUUUUUAAAACAAAUCAGUUCUGGUACAUUUAGAGGUGUUGUGGACAGCCCCAUGUGAUGAGAGGAUGGAUGUCCGGUUUUAGGUUGCAGCACGAGGUGAAGCUCUCCUGCAUGUGUACCCCAGAGGGAUGCCAGGAAGGGGGUAUUAUUUCUGCACAGAGAACACCGAAGUGUUACUGUAAGUUGCUCGAACUGUGCUGCUAUUUGGGCAGCACUGCCCGUUUAUUUAUAUUUAGAUUUUAAACACUUACUGCUGUUGACAAGUUGGUUUAAGGGACAAAACUUUAAGUGUUAGAGCCACCUCAACAGUCGAUUGGACUUUAUUUUGUUUAAUUUCUUCCCCAUAAACCACAGUUUUUAUAUUUCUACCAGAAGAGUAAAAAUCUUUUUUAAAAGUGUUGUUUUCUAAUUUGUAACUCCUAUGGGUUAUUUUUGUGCCACAUUCCGCCUUUUCAGUAUUGCAGGACAGAAUAGAAAUGUAUUAAUGAAAACAAAUGGCUGUACAUAUUUUUCUUCCUUCAGAGUACUCUGUACAAUAAAUGCUGUUUAUAAAAGUGUUAGAUUGUUAUAAAUGAAA